AUGCUUUUGAGUUAUAUGAAGAGCAGCAGAGGUCUUCAAUUGAUGUAUAGUGCUACUGGUACUAGAUUACUAACCACAUACAGCAAGAAUCCCCAGAUCUAUAUCCAUGAGAAUCCUCCCAAGCAUUAUAAUUUUUCACUCUCAAAGAAGCCAAAUUCCAUAGUGAUAGGCUCAUCACAAUCCAUGGACCCGAAGCCAUCCACUUUUUAUACGAAUCCCAAAUUCCAGUCAAUUUUACAAAUGACAAUGAAGAAGAAAAUCUAUGAUGAUUUUACUUUUAUUAUGGAGGCAGGAACAAAUGCCAAUUCGUACAUGCCCAUCUACGAUUUCAGAGAAAUCCCAAGAUACUCAAGAACCCCUUAUAUUGGAGAUGUUUUUGGAUAUGUACAAAUUGACAAUGAGGGGAAAAUGAUUCCUCAAAGCUGGCAAAAGAAUGAUAUGUAUGAGGUAUGCAGUGGCAAGACGGGGUUAUGCAAAUUUAGUGAAUUCAUGUAUGAAACAUUACGAGAGGAAUGCGAAAGGGACAGAGAAAAUUAA
This is a messenger RNA of Lodderomyces oxycetoniae, 537 nucleotides long. RefSeq lists its product as uncharacterized. Bases 1 to 537 code for a protein of 178 amino acids. NCBI's taxonomy places the organism in Eukaryota, Fungi, Ascomycota, Pichiomycetes, Serinales, Debaryomycetaceae. The record is from RefSeq and is a predicted model, not a curated record. The transcript has a single exon.